This is a messenger RNA of Phytophthora infestans T30-4, 1419 nucleotides long. Its product is annotated as glycoside hydrolase, putative. Gene Ontology annotation, cellular component: cell wall. Gene Ontology annotation, molecular function: 1,3-beta-glucanosyltransferase activity. NCBI's taxonomy places the organism in Eukaryota, Oomycota, Peronosporomycetes, Peronosporales, Peronosporaceae. The transcript has a single exon. The coding region runs from base 1 to 1419 and encodes 472 amino acids. The record is from RefSeq and is a predicted model, not a curated record. Gene Ontology annotation, biological process: cell wall (1->3)-beta-D-glucan biosynthetic process.
AUGCCUAAAACGGGGGAAGCAUUCGCCGUUAAAGGCAUCGACUACUACCCGCGCCCCAACACGGGAGACCUGGACGCCAACAAUCUCGACUUCUUCACAGACGACAACGAAGCCAUCUGGGGCCCCGACAUCGAAUACCUCGCGGCGUCUGGCGCCAACGCCGUCCGCCUGUACGCCGUGGACCCGUCCCAACCACACGAUCUCUUCAUGUGUGCACUGCGUGCCAAAGGCAUAUACACGCUAGUAGACCUCGGAGCGAGUUGUGAGAACUGCUCCAUCACUUUGGACGAGUAUCCGACGUGCUACCCGAGUGCACUGAAGACUCGAGGAGAACAAAUCAUCUCUGAGUUCGCACAGUACGACAACGUGUUGGCAUUCAGUGCCGGCAACGAAGUAAACCACAUUGUCGAUGAUGCGUUCACUAAUGCUCCGUGUCAAAAGAAAUUCAUACGAGACAUGAGAGCUUUUCUUGGAGGUUGCUCCAGUUUCCGUGAUAUCCCAGUGGGGGUGGUUAUGGCCGACCCGGACACGACCAAUAACAACCGAGAGGUCAAUGUCAAGUACUACAACUGCAGAACCGACUCGAGUGAUGAGUACGAGAAUGCAGAAUGGUACGGUCUUAAUACGUAUCAAUACUGUGAUGCCGACAUUACAGAGUUGGCGUCCUCGGGUGGAUUCGAGAAAUUAUUGACGGACUUUUCGUCUUAUGAUUUGACAAUCCCCGUAAUGCUCACGGAGUUCGGUUGUGUGAACCCAAGCUUCCCGACUGUGGACGGAUAUGAAGCUCAACGCACAUGGCUUCAAGCCGGGUGGAUGUUCGACUCGACAUUCCGUGACGUGUUUGCCGGAGGUUUUGCCUUCGAGUACUCGACGGAAAACGCGAAUGCCAAGGAUGAAUCGCCCUAUCCGUUCACGAGCUUCGGUGCACAGAACUACGGAUUGGGCUACUUCUCGCCGGAAGACUGCGACUAUGAGUCGGUUCCUUGUGUCUACAACCUCAUGCCAAACUUUGAGAACUUGGCCAAGCAAUACAAUGCAACGGAUGUGUCGGGUGAGAGCAGCAUGACUGACUUUACCCCUGAACGAACCACAAUCCCGUCGUGUCCGAAUGGCUUUGCUGCUCUCGCCGACGUCACGUGGGAGGCGGAUAGUGUCAACAGUUUGACUUGCCCGUCUACUGCGCAACAGUAUGAGUGCCCAGACCAAGAGCCGAGUGGAAAAUGGGCUAGUGACGCUGGCUCGAGUUCGACCGCAUCGUCGACGACUUCGGAUAACACAAAGGACAGUGGAGACUCCAACACGGCCAAGUCGGGAGCGGGAACUACUGAUGGUGGCAACACCAGUUCCACGUCCUCGACCAUGACCCGCUCCGUUGUAAUGGCUGCCAUCGUUUCAGCCCUUGUUGGAAUUCUGAUUUAA